CAUUCAGCCAUUAUGUUUUGUUGACAUUUGAAACACAAAAUAUUUUGGUGUCAUUGCGCAGCAAAAGGGUUCGCUUUUAUCUUCAAAAACUGCCAUUGUUUUAGAAUAGAUCUCCACAAAUAUGAGCUCGAAGAACUUGCACAAUAUAAGUUCGACCCAAGGUGAGUAGAAAUGUGUUAUUUUUAAAACAGAAAGAGGGAUUUUGGGGUUUUGUUUGGACAGUGUUUGGAUUAAAAUGUGACAAACUAUGGGUGUGUUUUUGAUCGCAUACAUUCAACAUACAUGAUCAAGUAAUAUUUGCACACAUUGUGACUUAGUUUAGUGCAAAAUGCAACUAAUACUAACAUUCUAAAAUAGCAAAUGAUUAAAUUAUCGAUUAUAUUUUACAAAUUUAUGCUAUGACUUGACAAAAUCAACGAAGCAUUUUAGUGUCUUUAUUAUAAAAUACGAUGAUAUAAUAUGUUGUCGGAAGUGACUCAAGUGUAUUUUAAAGUUUUAUCUAACAUGAAACGAUACUAUUAGGUCUUUGACAGUUUUGUAAUAAGUUUUGUUAUUAAAAUAGUUGCUGUAGACGCUUUACUUUGUGUGUAAUCAAUUCGCAAAUGGGAACAAUAUUUUCCGUGCAUCAUGCACGAAACUGCGCCUUUAACUGUAAUUGAAUAUAAAGUUACCGUUAACCGCAUAUAACUUUAUACUCCAAAUUUGAGUAUUUUCUAUUAGUUUGCUUCACUUAUAAUAAAUGUGUGAACAUUUUCAAAUUCUUUACAUGUAAAAUACGGGUAUUUGUGCAUUUUUCCCUGUUAAUUUUGUAAUAGGCAUUCCUUCCUUGCAUGUGAAUUUGUUGUAUAUAGUAUUUUCGUAUAAAAAAUUUUGGAACAGCUGCGGUUUUAAAAUGUUGAUUUUGUCCCUACGCAGCUGCUUCAGUAACCGGAAUAUGUCUUCGAAAUAUACAAAAGCAGAAAGGCUUGUUUUAUAUAUGUAUUAUAUAGUCAUGAAAAACUUGUGUUUGUGUGAUUUUUUUUAAAAUCACAAUGUACAUCAUAUUAUACAAUUCUGUUCUGUUAUCUUGAAAAAAUAUCUUUCCAUAAUUAAAAAAAGUUGAGGGGAAAGUUUAACAAUGAUUUAAAUAAACAUGUUUUAGUUUGUUACAGGCAAACAGAUAGUGGUUAACCCCAGAAAUGAGACAAGAAAAUCAAUCCUUUAACUGGGCAACCUUGUCAGUGUGUGUCCUAAUUUGUUUUACUUUAAAGCCAAACAAUUUUAUUCAUUUGCCACUACAUAUAGUGAGAAUAAUUUUCUCACUUAGAAACCUGUUUGAUCACCAUUUUCUGCACAAUAAGAAAGAGUAGUGACAAGAAACAUCUCUCACCUCAAAGCUCACCCUAUUUUAGAAAUGGCGGCCUUCAGUUAAUAAAUUGUUUUACAAUUUUAGAUCAAAGCGGCGAUACUGGUUGUUGCAGCAGUAUCUGUGCGGUCGUACUGACUGUAUUGUCGUUCAUAUUGGUUGUCUGUACUUUCCCUUUCUCUUUAAUGUUCUGUCUCAAGGUACGAGAAAGCGUUGUUCAUUUAUGUUCUGCUGAGGAGAAAAUGUUUUCUGACUCAUACUCUGAUUGAGUGUGUUGUAUUGUCACAUGCAUUGAGAAAGCAACCCACAAUUGUGUGCAAGUCUGCAAUUAGAUGCAUUAGCAUAAGCACAAGUAGGCAGAAUGCUUUAAUUUAUGUUCUUACGCUUGUGUUGGUGCAUAAGCAACAACAUAAGCAUGAGGAAAAGGCCGCAACAUUUUGAUAUUCUUAUGCUUAUGUUGCAUCAUAGUGAGGACAUGGCAAUGUGCCCUAGUUAGUUUGUUAUUUUACCCUGGUUGUUUAACACCAAUGCCAGAUAAUUUUACACAGAAGCAACAAUGCAGAAGAUAGCCAUAGCAACAGGUCAUGCUAUGCAAGUUUUGAAUGAUUUGCAUUGUUCAAACUUUUAGAAACAUAUUGUCUUUAACCUAUUUAGAUGCAAGUUGAUUAGCAUAACAAAAAACCUGAUCAAUUCUCAUGAUUUAAGCCUGGUUUCCACAUGGUCAUGGUCAAUCUCCCUCAACGCGGCCAGUUUCUAAUAGUUUCUGCCUGUAACCACAUAUAAAUCAUAAGUAUUCUCUAGUUGUAAUCACUCCGCAUAAUUUUCAGAUCUAAAAUGUUGUAUUUCGGCUGAUGAGAAAGAUUGUGACUCAAUCUUUACGACCAUACGGGAACCAGACUUUAAUUUACUAUGCAUAGAUUGUUCAAGAGUAUGAAAGAGCAGUUAUAUUUCGGCUUGGUCGUCUAAUGUCUGGUGGAGCGAAAGGCCCAGGUAAAAAUCAAAUCUAGACUAGCUGUAGCGUCAUACCAUUUUUUCAUGUAUAUAAUGAGAAAACUCUGAUUCCUUUGUGCAUAAACUAUGAACAUUAAAAUCUAGGUGCAUUUACUACUUUGUAGGUUUGUUCUUUAUUUUGCCCUGUAUCGAUUCCUAUCAAAAGGUUGAUCUUCGUGUUGUUUCAUUCGAUGUCCCACCUCAAGAGGUAAGUUUUAACACUAAUUCUUGACGAAGGGUACUUCUGAAUGGAGGGUUUGAGUAAGAUUACAUAGCUGCAGCUAUAUUUUCUCAGUGUGAUAGCUGCAAACUGACUAGCAUCUAUUGUUAGCAAUGCUUUGAAAACCUGCAUAGUAGAGGCAUGUGUGUUACUGUUAUUUCUGAGAAUUAUAGUAAUUACUUAACUCUCUUGACUUUUCUAGAUUUUGACCAAAGACAGCGUGACAGUUGCAGUUGACGCUGUAGUGUACUACAAGAUCUACAAUGCAACCAUGUCCGUCACCAAUGUGGAAAACGCAAGCAACUCCACGCGAUUGUUGGCGCAAACCACACUUCGAAAUAUCUUGGGAACCCGAAGCUUGAGCGAGAUCCUGUCGGAGAGAGAGACUAUCAGCCAUGCAAUCCAGACCAACCUGGAUGAGCCCACUGACCCAUGGGGUGUGAGAGUUGAGAGAGUUGAAGUGUAAGUAGGCUGAUCCAUCUGGACACAAGAUGAAGUAUCCAGACAAACUAUCUUGAAUAGAUAAUUAAUUGUAUCAAUCCACAGCUUUCUUGAAUAGCAUGAUCUAUACUAGCAAUGGAAUAAUAUUUUCUUGAUAGUUUGACUAAUGUUGUGUUUAUACACAUAAGUGGAUUAUCUGUCAAAAUGAUUUGAAUGCAUGUUUGUUUGAGAAGAUGAACUAUGUGCACAAAAUUUAUAAUUUGUCUACAUGGCUGAGAAAUUCUGUAAUUCAUGCAUAUGUUUUUGAUCUUUUUACAGUAAAGAUGUGCGCCUUCCUCAGAACUUGCAGAGAGCUAUGGCUGCUGAAGCAGAGGCCGCGAGAGAAGCCAGAGCCAAGGUGAGUCAUAUUGUGUUUGUAUAAACUCUGUAAGGUUUAACUCUGUUAGACUCUAGUCGCGUCCAGCCCUGCAGAUUUUCUUCAGGUACUCACCCUUAGCUGGAUCUUGGGGGAGAACAGUUUAAAACUAUAAAUUUCAUUUCAAUAACCAAAUCUAUGUUGUUUGUAUAACUAGGUGAUUGCCGCUGAAGGUGAAAUGAAUGCAUCACGAGCCUUGAAGGAAGCUGCUGAAGUGAUUGCUGAAUCACCACAAGCCCUGCAACUAAGAUAUCUGCAAACACUGAGCGCUAUCUCAGCCGAGAAGAACUCUACCAUCAUCUUCCCUCUGCCAAUCAGCAUGCUGAAUGCUUUGAAGGGUUCAUCUGGUUGACGACUGACUUAAUUUGUCUCUUCUAUACCACUAUUACUAUAUUACUGUAACUGUGUUAUCAUAUUUCUGACUGUAUUAACACACAUUGUAUUCUGUAAUUGCACCGUUAGUACCAUAUAUUUCAGUACACUUGAUCUGCCUACGCUUGAUUUACUCAAGUUACAGAUUUCUUCUGUGCUAUAUUCUAUGUAGCUUGUGAACACACACUGGUGGGUUUCAAUAUGCGACAGCAAAGGCAGGUGGCCAUGCUUCAGAAAUGCGAACACAUCGUUUCAAGGUCGGUUUACUACACUACACAACUUUUGCCUAAAACUGUCGCAUGCAAGCUGCUUACAACUUGAGUUGUACUGUGUAAAUCGAGCAUACAACUUGCCUGCGUAGGCAAAAGUUGUGUAAUGUGCUUAGUGAAACCCGCCUGCCCGCAAUGACGAAGCCAGCCAUGGAAGCUGCAUGGUCAUGCACCUAAAGGCUUCGAGACAUUGUAUUUCUAAAGGUUUACAUAAUUACCACUUGAAUGGGCAAACUGAGGCCGCUUUUGCAUAUUUUUGGGUUUUUUUUUCAAACUAACCAAAACCAAUCACCAGCGGCCGUUAUUUUGACUAUAAACAUUUUCCGGUUAUGAACUUAUGACGUAGCCAUAGGUCUAAAUAACCCACUGGUGAAUUGGUUUUGGCUUAGUUAGAAAACAUUAAAAAUACGCAAAAGUGGCCUCGGUUUUUUCGAGCUGUAAAAUAAUGAAUAAUUUGCAUAACAUGAUCAGUUAACUAUGGCUAGCUUCACCAUUGCUACUGUCCUGUACACACUUGACUGGGAAUCAAGUUUUUAUCUAUUGAUUAUUCUAUGAUCGCAGUUAUUUAUUUUUAUCAGUAAAUAAUCUGUUAAUGUCAGGUACAUUGAGAUUAAUAAAGCAUAAUCUGUUUGAUUUUAAAUUAGUUGUUCUCUAAUAACAUGUAGUGCUCCAAAAAUAGAUAAGUUUAAUACCAAGUAUAUUACAAAUUUUACAAAAAUAGACAAGUUUGACGCUUUCGUUCGCGCUUGAAGGCUGGCAAUGUAUAGCACCCAUUCACUUGGAUUCACCCAUAAAGUAUGCCAGAAAAAUUAAAAUGCUCCUCAAUCUUAGGCUUCGGUCAAAUGAGAAUUGCCAGUCACGCAUUGUUAGGGACCGUUCAUUAUUUAUACCCGGGCAGUGGUACCGAACUGAGAAGCGAAAAACAGUGGAAAUUUUUUAUUUGCCCAACCUCAACAUUGGUCAAAAUAAUCCUAACCCAACCCAUGUGUUACUGUACUUCAUAAUAAUUAAACACACAUGAUUAUGGUGACAAAAAUCAAAUUGCCUAAAUUCUAAAAGCUCAAACUCACUGAGUAUGCCAAAGCAAUCACGUUCCUGCUAAUCAAUGAUAGAGUCCUCCUCAAUCACUAAUGGUCUAUUUUGGUAUUUUCCAAUGCAUGGUAAUUUUGGUUUUAUUUUAUAGCUCACAGUCAGCGAUAUUUUUUUUACCCAACCCAUGAGCUAGUCCCAUACCUCUUCGGUACCAACCCCGGGUAUAAAUAAUGACGGUCGGUUACCGGGGACAUUUCAAGCUCUAGAUUAACAAAAUAAAGGUUGGAUGAGUGUUCGGCUAUGUUUUAACUUAAAUAGAAUACACGAUAGUGUUGAGAAAGCAUUAAGAACAGCUAACCAAGCUCGCGUGACUGUCAACUCUCAUGCACUUCCAUACUCGUUUCAUCCUGGCUUCUUUCUUGCCAAGGCGAAGAUUGCUCAUCAUCAAGAGGCCACACUUUUUUCUGGUUCUGCCUCUUUCGACAGUUUCUUCUGUAGUUCGGCGAGGUAGCUUUCCACAAAACUUAUGUGGUUGACGAUAUUUUGACAACCAAAUGUAUGUGUUGCUCUCUCAAAAACCUCGAGAUCCUUUGCGAGUUCAUCAUCUGGCUGUUCCAGAGAUUUUCUUAGACUCUGUAGCAUGGAACUGG
This is a messenger RNA of Paramuricea clavata, 5734 nucleotides long. The record is from the annotation of a GenBank genome assembly. NCBI's taxonomy places the organism in Eukaryota, Metazoa, Cnidaria, Anthozoa, Malacalcyonacea, Plexauridae.